This is a messenger RNA of Anguilla rostrata (American eel), 5207 nucleotides long. Its product is annotated as retinoic acid receptor RXR-alpha-A-like. NCBI's taxonomy places the organism in Eukaryota, Metazoa, Chordata, Actinopteri, Anguilliformes, Anguillidae. The transcript has 10 exons. Bases 1 to 1089 code for a protein of 362 amino acids. Gene Ontology annotation, biological process: negative regulation of transcription by RNA polymerase II; cell differentiation; anatomical structure development. The record is from RefSeq and is a predicted model, not a curated record. Gene Ontology annotation, cellular component: nucleus. Gene Ontology annotation, molecular function: zinc ion binding; retinoic acid-responsive element binding; nuclear steroid receptor activity.
AUGAUUGUGUACUUUGAGAGUUUUGCUCUUGAGCUCAGCUCCCCCAUGAACUCGGUGAGCAGCUCAGAGGACAUCAAGCCCUCCAGCAGCCCCCUCUACCUCACUAAACACAUUUGUGCCAUCUGCGGGGACCGCUCAUCAGGUAAACACUAUGGGGUGUACAGCUGUGAAGGCUGCAAGGGCUUCUUUAAGAGAACCGUGAGGAAGGACCUGAGCUACACCUGCAGGGACAAUAAGGUCUGUCUGAUUGACAAGCGCCAGAGAAACCGCUGCCAGUACUGCCGCUACCAGAAGUGUCUUGCCAUGAGGAUGAAGAGAAAAGCGGUGCAGGAGGAGAGGCAGCGGGGGAAGGACCGAGGUGUUAGCGAGGUGGACUUUGGCUGCAGCGCUAACGAGGACAUGCCCGUAGGGAAGAUCUUGGAGGCCGAGCUGGCUGUGGAGCCGAAGACUGAAACCUACAUCGAGGGCAACCUGGGGGUCCCUUCCAGCUCGCCUAAUGACCCCGUUACCAACAUCUGCCAAGCGGCCGUCAAGCAGCUGUUCAUCCUGGUGGAGUGGGCCAAGAGAAUACCACACUUUUCACAGCUACUGCUCGACGAUCAGGUUAUCUUGCUACGAGCCGGUACUCAAGAUUUACCUGUAUUUACAUGUCUCUCUCUUACUUACACUCUCACACAUACUCACACGCAUGUGUACAGACACAUACAUGCACACACUGGUGGUGUCGCCCCCUUGUUCGACAGAGUCCUGACGGAGCUGGUGUCAAAGAUGAGAGACAUGCAGAUGGACAAGACGGAGCUGGGGUGUCUAAGAGUCAUCGUCCUCUUCAACCCAGACUCGAAAGGUUUGUCAAACCCCAGUGGUGUGGAAGCGCUGAGGGAACGGGUAUAUGCUUCACUAGAAGCCUACUGCAAACAUAAAUACCCCCAGCAGCCUGGCAGAUUUGCCAAACUGUUGCUACGGUUACCAGCUCUACGGUCCAUUGGUUUGAAGUGCUUGGAGCACCUGUUCUUCUUAAAGCUGAUAGGAGACACACCCAUUGACACCUUCCUCAUGGAAAUGCUGGAAGCACCACACAAAAUGACCUAAUACAUGAGGUGCAGCCUAACUUGAGGUUCUUCCCCCAAGCAAGAGACAUUGCCCCUCCUGAUAGACAGACUGUCUGAUGACAUCACACUGACUGUGACAAUCAAAGCUGGACUGCCAUCAUCAUUUCCUCAAAUGUUUCUCUGGGCUUGUUUUACAUAGUGUGCGUAUGUGUGUGCGUGUGUGUGCAUGUAUGCGAACGUAUGUCUGUGUACAUGUGUGUCUAUAUAAAUAUGUAUUUAGUGAAAGAAGCAGUUGGAUUCCAUCAAGACACUUUUGAAGAUUCUGAAUGGGAAAGAUUAAAUACACAGACAUGUUUGCAAACAUGCAGUUCAUCAUAAUAUAUUAUGUGAUAAUUACAUUUUAUGCAGAGAGCCUCUCUUUCUCACUCACUCUCUCUCUCUGACUGGUAGGUCAGAUCUCAUGUGGGGUGUUAGAGGUUCACAGAGCUCAGUCAGCACACCUUUUAUGGUUCCAGGUAAACAGUAUCAUGAAGCUUGCCCUGCCUGACCCCACCCCUCAACAGUGCUUAGGUUUGGGUGGGGUCAAGGGGACAACAAGCACCCCAAUACCUCAGUUGCUCCCGGCCCCUGAACUUUGGCCUCUGUAUCCCUCUCACUAUGGAAUUCAUUACACUCAUUCAAGCAGGAAGGCUCUGCAUUAUUUAUACCUGAUUAUGUCCCUGUAUAUGUAAUUUAUAAGAUGUUGCAUAUUUAAGUAUGCAAUAUAGAUUAAAAUGAUUUCAGUGUCAGAAGCACAGAUGUGUGGUUAGAGAUAUCCCUCAGGGUAGUUGGAGGGAGAGAGGGCCAUCAGCAGACUCACUGCUCCUGAAACAGAAAUAUCUGGGCCAUGAUACUUAACUCUCACCUAGCAGAGAUGUGAGUAGGCGUGGGCUUUACCAUGUUACAAUGGAUUGCGAUUCCAGUCCCUCGGUGAGAAUUUCACUUAAUGAAGGAGAUGGACAGGAAGUUAGUUGGGGUAAACCUACAAGCUAUUCUCUGGACAAAGCUCAGUGUCAUUUCAGAAAAAAAAUUAUUCUUAACAGUAAACCCACAUUCAUACAAAUCUAAGUAGUCAGGCAUACUUACACACUCACAAGCACACACACAAUUCCUCUCUGGAUGAUUUUGCUUUCAGGUUGCUGCUGCUACAAAACUAUGCAUCUCGCGUUCCCAAAGAUCAUCCAUGGCGUAAUAUUUAUUGGGAGGAGCUGUGAGGAUAUGCAGCGAGACUAAGGGACACUACAGCACGCCUAGCUGGUCUCAGGGAAGCAGCAGGACAUGAGAGCGCUUACACUGCCCUCCAGUGGGAUGCAUUCAACAAUACAACUUCAAUAGUACAUUAUACACAUACAGAACUUUAAUGACACUGCAAACGGUUUCUCAGUCAGAGAUACUAUAUUAUGAUAUGAUGCACUAAUCAAUGAAACUGUUCUUUUACCUUAAGUUGAAAGUCAAAUGGGCUUCUGAAAUGGAAGCUUUAACAAAGUUCAUGAUUUUUUUAUAUGCAACCUGUGAAUUUAGUAAAUCAUUUGAGCCUUAUCAUAUGUUUACAUAUCCAUUAGUAAUAGAUAUACAGACGGGUGACAAAUUAAAGGAAAAACCAGCAAGUGUCUUAGUAAGGUGUUGGGUCACCACGAGCCACCAGGACAGCUUCAAUGCACGUUGGCAUGGAUUCUGCAAGUUUCUUGAACUCUACUGGAAGGAUGGAACACCAUUCUUCCAAAAGAUAUUCCCUCAUGUGGUGUUUUGAUGAUGGUGGUGGAAAGUGUCAGUCCAGAAUCUCCCAUGGGUGUUUACAUCAUUUUCAUACUUAACAAACCAUUCAGUGACCCCUCAUGCCCUGCAGAUGGGGGCAUUCAACCUGGAAGAGACCAUUCCCAUCAGGAUAGAAAUGUUCCAUCAUAAGAUGAAGGUGAUCACUCAGAAUAGCUUUGUAUUGAUUUGCAGUGACCUUUCCCUCAAAGGGGACAAGUGGACCCAAACCAUGCCAGGAAAAUGCAUUUGAGCAACCGGACCCCCUCAGCGUAGGGGUCAAGCAUUCAUGCCUGUAUCAUUCUCCUAGUGCCACACAUGCAUUUGCCCACUUGUCAAGGAUAUGGUGAAGGAUGACUCAUCUGACCAUUUCACUUUUUUCCACAUCUCUGUAGACCAGUGCCUAUGGUUUUUGUAGCACUUAACUCAAAUGUGCAUUCAUCUUUGUAAUGAGGGGUUUAUGCACUGCAACCCUAUAUUAUACCACUCUAUGUAGUUGGCAACAGACUGUUCUUGCUGACACAGUCUGAUCUCAUCCUGCAUUGAUAUUUUCAGCCACCUGAGGAAGAGUUGCUCUUCUGUUUUUCCUUAUAUAUUGCACUAAUGCACAAACAUCAUGAUCACUGAAUGCGCGCUUUCGACCACAAUUUCUGACCCUAUUUACUGUCUUUCCAAUUGAUCUAAAUGCAGAUGUCACUUUAGUCACUGUUCCUAUUGAAGCACAAGCCAGUUGAGCAGUAUUUGUGACUGAAGCUCCUGCCUUCCAAUAAUGAACCCACUUCCAAAGUGACUUAGAUCUUUUCCUCUUGCCAUCUUGAUCCAAAUCGAGGUCAGCUGGGCCUGCUCAGCAUUUUUAUACAGGCCACAGAGCAUGAUAGGAUGUUAAUUGCUGAACGGACUCAUGUAGUACACUUGAAUGGAAGCAUUUGCAUUUGUUAUGUUUUGCAACUCAUUUAUUCAGUUUUUCCUUUAAUUGGUCACCUGUCUGUACAUAUCCAUUGUAAAAAGAACAAUUACACCAUAAAAUCUUGUAAAGCUGUGAAUAAAAGAAAUCGGAAUUUACAAGAUUACUGCUUGAGUUUAGUUUGGCAUCAUGGAUAAACCUAUUCCCAAAGCCAGAAUACUGUUGAUCUAAAGCUAUUCCUCUCUUUGAUCCACUCUACAUUGGAAUAUUUAACUAAUACUGUAAAAAAAAGACAAUUCCAGAUAAAUAAGGCCUUAUUCAGCCUGUCAGAUUAGUUUGCCUGUUUUAAGAUUUUACUGAAUAUGACCGUGUUCAAAAUAUCUUAUCUGCAGUCUGGCUAAUUUGAUUUGCCCCCUUACAUUCUGAAGAGAGAUUUGUUAUGAGUAGCAUGGACAUAUAACAUCAACAAAAUUAAAAAGUAUAUUUCCAUAAAAUGGUUGCAAGUAAAUAAUAAGCCAUACACAGCACACUGAAUGGGAAAGCCAAACAAAUUCAGUGGUGAUUGAUGGCUGAAAUAAAUGCUUUCUAUACAGUAUAAAGCUAUUUUAUCAACAAGUGUGCAUGUAUAUAUAAAUACGUGCUUGUUCAAUUUAUCUUGUAUAUUCCAUUUCCAGUGAAGAGGAUGAGAAUGAAAUAUGGCUUGUCCAGGUCAGAACAAUCCACUACUGUGCAGCUCAGUGCCAAACAUAUUCUGUUCUGUAAUGUUUUUGAGGCUUUCGUUGUAGGCUUUAUCUCUGGGAAAUAUAGUGAAUAUUCUCACCAUUUAAAUAUUGAAAUAAAGACUUAAAUUGAAAUACAGACAGCAAGCAGGCGUCCCCCCUGGAGCUUCGCCCCUCGAGAAACUGCAAUUCAGGAGCUUCUGGCAAACAAAUCUUCAGAAAUAUAGGCGUUACUAGACGUUUGUACUAUAGAAGUUUGUAAUGGUCUUCUUCGAGCUUUAACAAGAUUGGCCAGCUGUGGGUCCUGGUGCCUAGAGAAGCACUUGUGUGCAGGUUCUUGCUAUCUGCAGCACAAAAUAUUAUCUCAGUUUCCUUUGUCCUUCAGCUGAUUCAUUGAAAGUUAUGAUAGUCAGGAUUGUAGUUCUGGCAGAACAUUGAGAAGAAAAAAAAACACUAAAGCAAAAAUAUAUAUUUUUGUACAAAUGUAAUUUUAUCAUUUGCUUUUAUUCCCAAUUUCCAUUUAUAGUCUACCUUCAUCCUAUGGAAUGUUGUAGCCUACAUCAUUUGUGUACAUGAUUUUAAAAGGAUACAGUACAUUUAAAAAAACAGGACAGUGCCCUCUACUGUUUUGAUCCAUCACUUGCAAAUGGAGGAGUUUGUUGAAAAAAUGAAAGUUGUGUUAUUUGUACUUUCUUCUCUGAUGUUCGCUUAUCUUUGUGAAAAGAUUAAAAAUCAGAAAACGAG